AUGGCUUCCUACUUUCUGCCGUGCAACCAUCUGGGAGCAGGCACCAGGACCGGGAGCCUUGAGUCGGCACGAGGAUCGCGGAAGGGGGACACGCUCGACCCUUUUCGUUUCGCGUUCACGGAGCAGCAGGUGAUGGAGUCGGUGACUAGAGAGCUCAGGGACCUACUUUUCCUGAGUUAUGCAGAUGAUACCUAUAUCUUGGGACCAGCGGCUGAAAUUCUAAAGGCUUUUGGGGCACUGCGGGAACAGUUGGAGUGGGUGGGGCUGGAGGUGCAGGCGCACAAGGGCCGGUUUUGGGAGCGCGAAGGUGGGGAUGUGGUGCGGGCACUGCCAUUGGGGAUGCAGCAGGUGGAGGAGGGUCUCACUGUGGUGGGUGUGCCUAUUGGGGAGGAGGAUUGGGAGGUGGCCCGGUUACGGGAGCAGCUUCGACAGUUGCAGGCACCAUUGCUAUGGCUCCCCCUGUUCGACCACCCCCAGAUGGCUUCACAUCUCCUCGCCAUUGCAGUUUCAGCACAGCCGAUGUACCUGGCCCGGACUAUGCUGCCGCGUCCGGAGGUGGUGGAGGCCUUUAGGAAUUGGGAUAGCUGUUUGGAGGAUUGCUUUGAGCAGCUUUUCCCACCUAGCAUUUGGGAGCAGGCCCCCGACCGCUCUAGGCGCGCACGCAUGCAGCUGCAUCUCCCUGUGCGACUCGGAGGGUUUGGGAUCCGGGCGACGGCCUCUUUGAGUCCGCUGUCCAAUGUGUGCGGGUGGGCGCAGGCCGCGCGGGAUAUUGCACAGUUGGGGGUGGCGGCCGAGGAGGCGAUAUUUGCAGAAUACCUCACCACUUAG
Molecule: messenger RNA, 828 nt
Organism: Closterium sp. NIES-65
Lineage: Eukaryota; Viridiplantae; Streptophyta; Zygnematophyceae; Desmidiales; Closteriaceae
Source: the annotation of a GenBank genome assembly